AUGAAGGGGCACCAGCACCAGCAGUCCUCUCCGCUGCUGCCGCCGCCGCCCAGCAAGCGCCGCUGCAGCGGGCUGGCGGCCGCCGAGCCGGCGCUCGUCGUCUGCUCCACGCUGCUCCCGCUCGUCUACCUCCUCGUCCUCCACCGCCCUGCCGGAUAUGGAUCGGACGACCGCGCCGCCGUGGUCAUCAGCACCGAGCUGGCCGGCGUCGGGGCGCGUGGCAAGCGGCAUCUGGAGAAUGGGGGCGCCAUGGAGCACAAGCUGCUCAAGGAUGUUUCCAAAAAGGUGUCUGGAUCUAAUGGGAUUCCGGCUGAGAGAUCUACUAGAUCGAAGUCUAACAAGGACCAUGCUAUCAAAUCAAAAGCAAAGCUCAAGGGCGCUUUCUCUUUAAUUGGACUAAAUAAUGACACCUUCAAAAGUAAAGGACCUCGUGCGUCCAAAAGGUAUCAAUUGAAGGACUUGUCCUGGAGAUCAAAGGAUACGACUGUUAAUGGGAAAGAGAACUAUGGUCAAGAGACAGUGCAUGAGGAGAAUACCAAGUCCUGUGAACAUGAAUAUGGGAGUUACUGCCUCUGGUCUACUGAACAUAGGGAAGUAAUGAAGGAUGCCAUUGUCAAGAGGCUUAAAGAUCAGCUUUUUUUAGCAAGAGCUCAUUAUCCUAGCAUUGCAAAAUUGAAGCAACAGGAAAGAUUUACACGUGAACUGAAGCAAAACAUCCAAGAGCAUGAACGCAUGCUGAGUGACACCAUCACAGAUGCCGAUCUUCCACCAUUUUUUGCAAAGAAGCUGGAGAAGAUGGAGCACACAAUUGAGAGAGCCAAGUCUUGUGAAGUAGGAUGCUCGAAUGUUGAACGGAAACUUAGGCAGCUACUUGAUAUAACUGAAGAUGAAGCUUAUUUCCAUACAAGGCAGAGUGCAUUUCUAUAUCAUCUUGGGGUCCAGACUAUGCCGAAAACUCACCAUUGCUUGAACAUGAGAUUGACAGUAGAAUAUUUCAAAUCCAGAUCAAGUCAUAUGGAUCAGUUAAAUGAGCAGGAGCUUGAAAGUCCUACCUUCCAUCACUAUGUAAUAUUUUCCAGGAACGUACUUGCAGCUUCCACCACUAUCAAUUCAGUAGUUAUGAACUCCCAGAACUCGGACCACAUUGUUUUCCAUUUGUUCACUGAUGCGCAGAACUUUUAUGCGAUGAAGCAUUGGUUUGAUAGAAAUUCAUACUUGGAGGCAACUGUUCAUGUAACUAACAUUGAGGACAACCAGAAGCUCUCUAAGGAUAUACAUUCCCUUGAGAUGCAACAGUUAUGGCCCGCAGAGGAAUUUCGUGUCACAAUUCGUAAUCAUUCUGAACCUUCCCAGAGGCAGAUGAAAACCGAGUACAUAUCUAUUUUUGGCCAUUCACAUUUCCUCUUGCCCGACCUUCUUCCUAGCUUGAAUAGAGUAGUUGUUCUGGAUGAUGAUUUGAUUGUCCAGAAAGACUUGUCAUCUCUGUGGAACCUCAAUAUGGAUGGUAAAGUGAUCGGUGCUGUCCAGUUCUGUGAAGUGAGAUUGGGCCAGUUGAAACCUUAUAUGGCAGACCAUAAUGUCAAUGCUAAUUCAUGUGUGUGGUUGUCUGGCUUGAAUGUCAUUGAAUUGGAUAAAUGGAGGGACAUGGGCAUUACCAGUUUGUAUGAUCAAUCGUUCCAAAAGUUGCGAAAGGACAGCCUGAAAUCACAGCGACUGCAAGCACUCCCUGCAAGUUUACUUGCCUUUCAAGAUCUGGUAUAUCCUUUGGAAGAUUCAUGGGUUCAAUCAGGCCUUGGACAUGAUUAUGGAAUUAGCCACGUCGAUAUCGAAAAGGCUGCUACUCUGCACUAUAAUGGUGUGAUGAAACCUUGGCUUGACUUGGGGAUACAUGAUUAUAAGAGCUACUGGAGGAAGUACAUGACUAAUGGAGAGAAGUUCAUGACUGAAUGCAAUAUUCACUGA
Molecule: messenger RNA, 1962 nt
Organism: Miscanthus lutarioriparius
Lineage: Eukaryota; Viridiplantae; Streptophyta; Magnoliopsida; Poales; Poaceae
Source: the annotation of a GenBank genome assembly